Ceratosolen solmsi marchali is the source of this 394-nucleotide messenger RNA. RefSeq lists its product as uncharacterized. Lineage: Eukaryota; Metazoa; Arthropoda; Insecta; Hymenoptera; Agaonidae. The coding region runs from base 68 to 394 and encodes 108 amino acids. The transcript is spliced from 5 exons. The record is from RefSeq and is a predicted model, not a curated record.
UUAAACGAGGAAGGAAUAAUUUAAAAUUCAUUUCCUAUUAUUUAUUUUUAAGCCUAUUGGUAACCUAAUGACUAUGAAUUGUUCUAUAUGUGUGAUAAUAUUGGUAAUUUGCUGUCUUAAUCUUGCUACAACGUAUGAUCUUACAGAUUGUAUAUCAAAUUGUAUAGGUCAUAUUCCAAGAAAAUACAUAUGGUGCAAAAUUAAAUGUUACAAAGACUUUAGUUUCGGCGGAUACAUGUUGAAAACUAAGGACGAGUGUUAUGCCACUUGCGAUACAUUACCAACGGUCAAUAGAGUGGACUGUAAAAUGGCUUGUGACUUCUUAUUUAAGGAUUCAGUAGAGAAAUCUUUGAAAGACGGUGAAAGUGCCAGUGACCCUAUAAAUAUUGAUUGA